Molecule: messenger RNA, 208 nt
Organism: Acaulospora colombiana
Lineage: Eukaryota; Fungi; Glomeromycota; Glomeromycetes; Diversisporales; Acaulosporaceae
Source: the annotation of a GenBank genome assembly
AUGGAUAAUCGGAGUCAACAAAGUCAGGUCGAGCAGACAAAGGACACCGAUCCAAGGAACCGUGUUCAACAGAUAACCCGAAAGCUUGGAAAAACGUACAGGGAGGAUCGGCACUUUGUAAAGAACGAUGGGUGUCACAUACCACGACAUCCCAAACAAAUAUUUGUUGCGGACAUUGUUGAUGGUUUAUCAGGGAAAUCGAGGUCCA